UUCAGCUCCCUCUUCAACCAGCUCCUCCUCAUUCUUCUUCUCUCGUCGGACAAGAACGCAAGCCAAGUCCUACUCAUAAAACCCUAGAGGAGGAGGCGCCGCCGCCGCAGCAGCAAAGGAGCCGACGCGUGAUGCCGAAAUCUAAGCGCAACCGCCCAGUGACCUUAUCAAAGACCAAGAAGAAGCCAGGUUUAGAGCGCAAGGGCAAAGUAGUAGCCGAGAUAAAAGAUGCCGUCGACCAAUACAGCAGCGCCUAUGUUUUUACCUACGAUAACAUGAGGAAUCAGAAGCUCAAGGAUCUCAGGGAGCAGCUCAAAUCAUCUAGCAGGAUUUUUCUUGCUGGAAAGAAGGUUAUGCAGAUAGCGUUGGGGCGGUCACCUGCUGAUGAAGCUAAAACAGGCCUCCACAAACUUUCCAAGUUCCUUCAAGGUGACUCGGGUCUGUUCUUUACCAAUCUUCCAAGGGAUGAAGUUGAGAGGCUGUUUCGAGAAUUUGAGGAGCAUGAUUUUGCAAGGACAGGAAGCACUGCCACAGAAACGGUGGAGCUUAAGGAAGGCCCUCUGGAACAGUUUACACAUGAAAUGGAACCUUUUCUACGCAAGCAAGGACUGCCAGUUCGCUUGAACAGAGGCGUUGUAGAGUUAGUUGCAGAUCAUGUAGUGUGCGAGGAAGGAAAACCCCUUUCACCAGAAGCAGCACAGACUCUGCGCUUGCUCGGGAUCCAGAUGGCAACAUUCCGGCUAUACCUUGUGUGCCGCUGGUCCUGUGAUGACUUUGAAGUGUACAAAGAAGGCUUGGCGCACCUAGGAGCUAAUGAUGAUUCCGCUUAAGAUCCUUACGUUCCCCACUGUAAGGACGCACUUGCUGUCUUGUGUUGGGACAGUUUUUGGUAUUGUGUGUGCGGCCUUCCCCGGAGUGUUGGAAAUUUGAAAUUCUGCUUGUGUGUUUCUUUCAGUCCCAUCUACUGUAGUGUUGGAGGGUGUAAGCUGAUUGGUAUAUCAUAUGAACAAGAUGUGGAGCUGAGAGGUGGAUCACUGACCAUGCAGUUAUUUUUGAGAGUCAACGAGUAUUUCAAUGUCUGAAGAUCA
Panicum hallii is the source of this 1088-nucleotide messenger RNA. RefSeq names its product mRNA turnover protein 4 homolog. The transcript is spliced from 8 exons. The coding region runs from base 132 to 830 and encodes 232 amino acids. NCBI's taxonomy places the organism in Eukaryota, Viridiplantae, Streptophyta, Magnoliopsida, Poales, Poaceae. The record is from RefSeq and is a predicted model, not a curated record. Gene Ontology annotation, cellular component: nucleolus; preribosome, large subunit precursor. Gene Ontology annotation, molecular function: RNA binding. Gene Ontology annotation, biological process: ribosomal large subunit assembly; rRNA processing; ribosomal large subunit biogenesis.